UCCAGGGAGUUUUAGCUGAAAUUACUGUAAAAGGAGAAUGAGACAGGGGCCACAGAAGACAUAAGCACACGCCUGAAAGUGCCUCAAAAUCUUUGGGGAGCGACAGGAAGGAGAGUGGAGAAAGAAGUAUCACCGUUUGAAUCUCACUGUCAGUGAGGGAGAGAGGAAGAGAAGUGAAAGUUAAAGUUGAGUGAAGGGAAGAAAAGGUCUGCUCAUCAUGGCCGCCUUGAAGGAGAAGAGGAGUUGUGGGCAGCGAUGUGAAGACUUUGGUCGUUUUGUCUGGAACUCCGACGAAGGGAAGUUUAUGGGGAGAACACCAGAGAAAUGGGUGUACAUCAGUCUGUAUUAUGUUGCCUUCUACGUGGUGAUGACGGGCCUCUUUUCUCUGGCCAUCUGGACGCUCAUGUACACUUUGGAUCCGUACGCCCCGGACUACCAAGACCGGUUAAAUUCUCCGGGGGUCAUGGUGUGGCCGAACACUUACGGGGAGGAAAUUGUUGAAAUCAACUACAACACAUCAGACAAGGCCAGCUGGAUGAAGAUGACCAACAUCCUUAAUGAGUUCCUGGAGCUCUACAAUGACACCAAGCAGCUUGAAUGUAACAACUAUAACUGUACAAAGGGAAAGUACUUCAUCCAGGACACCUUCUCUGCCCCUCACCACACCAAGUGGGCAUGCCCCUUCAUGCAGAGCAUGCUGGGAGCCUGUUCAGGAUUUGAGGACCCGACCUUUGGCUACAACUGCUCCAUGCCUUGUGUCGUCAUUAAGAUGAACAGGAUCAUCAACUUUUUGCCCACUAACAACACUGACCAUGUCCCUUAUGUCAACUGCACUGUACUGGAAGGACAAAACAAUGUGGACAAAAUCGAGUAUUUCCCUGAAUGUGCAAGUAUGGAUUUAUCUUACUUCCCUUACUACGGAAAACUGGCACAGCCUACUUACGUCAACCCGCUGGUGGCCGUUCGGUUCAGGCUGGUCGGAGAGAAGCAAGCCAAGAUCCAGUGCAGAGUGGUCUCCAAAAAGAUCAGCUAUGAAAACUUCUACGACCCCUACGAGGGAAAAGUCAUCUUCCAACUCAAAGCAGUGAAAUGAGAAGAUACUCUGAUAUCCCAUGAUCACGUAACAACGAACCUUUCAGUGUCAGAGAGCAGGUGACUACAGAUCCAUAGUGACUGUUAUUUAACAACCUUGGAACCACUUGUAUUCAACAGUUUAGGCCCACUUGUAAAUGUCUGUGUGGUGCGUUAAUGAACAUGAUUUGUCAUGCUUUGCUAUUUGAUUCAUGACCUUCUUUGUCAUCUGAUUUUUUUACCCAUGACAUAAAAAAUGAAAUCUAUAAA
Anarrhichthys ocellatus (wolf-eel) is the source of this 1341-nucleotide messenger RNA. RefSeq names its product potassium-transporting ATPase subunit beta. Gene Ontology annotation, molecular function: ATPase activator activity. The transcript has 7 exons. Gene Ontology annotation, cellular component: sodium:potassium-exchanging ATPase complex. Gene Ontology annotation, biological process: intracellular sodium ion homeostasis; intracellular potassium ion homeostasis; sodium ion export across plasma membrane. Lineage: Eukaryota; Metazoa; Chordata; Actinopteri; Perciformes; Anarhichadidae. Bases 218 to 1093 code for a protein of 291 amino acids. The record is from RefSeq and is a predicted model, not a curated record.